AUGAGCGCAAAGCAAGAAGACCUCGGGUCUUCGCAACCUGACAUGACAUCAAAAACCUCCGCUUCCACUCUCCCCCCUCCGGAGAAGCCCAAUGCAAUCCAGACUCGGUUCAAGGUUGUGGCAGCCUUUUGGGCCGUGAUACUCUUUCUAGGCUUCCCAAUAUGGUGGAAAACGACUUCUAUUUACCGUGCUGAAUUGCCCAUCCAAGAGAUGCUGGACUGGGCUGGCGGAAAGAGCUGUCGUCCUGUAUUCCCACUCGAGAUCCGAAUCGACACACCGUCCCUGCCGGAUGUCGAAGCGCAGCAGCUUCUUCGCUUAACUCAACAUACCUUGGACGAUUUGAACGAAUUCUCCGCGCAUCAUCUACGCUUGAAACUGGCCAAUGAGGAGGCUCAACAGACAGCCGUGAGGGCUGAUACGGCGCUGACUGUCCGUCUGCAAGCACAGGAUGACCUACCGAGCCUUCGCUCGGAGCUUCACGCAGAAACGACCAUGCUUGAUAUAUUUUAUUCACCGAGUCAGAUCCCUCCGCCAUCUUCGUCCAACUCGCCUCUCGCGUCGUUCAUUGCCGCCGAAUUGCAGCGUUUGUUUGCAGAGGAGAAGGCGAUCAUGGCACACAUUCUGUCAAGUAAUGCAGUGGGCAACUCAGCUCCUUCGUCAAACAGCCAGGCGCAGCAAAUUUCUCCGCAACUGGCGGAGAGCAUUACGAAGCGGCUGAGACGGUCGAUGAAGUAUGCAGAGACGUAUCAUCUCGCAUUUUCCCUGUUUACUCCCGGGUCGGCUCCCUCCUCAUGGGACAUUGAAUCCGCUGUACAGGAAUACAUCUCUCCAGUCAUCCAGGAGCUGUCCCCAAUCAGCAACUUCACCGUCGACACCCAGGUCCAACUCUACGCAUCCUUCUCACCCACUACGCCUGCCCCUGAAUUCGACGAGACGUAUGGAGUCUGGACAUUGAAGGAAGAGAACCUCAGCGCCUUCAUCAAUGCCGCAGAAUGGCCUUUGAACCCAAGUAUCGGUAGUGGCCCAACAAUCAACUUCAUUCUCUACGUACCGGCCCCCUCCCAGUCGCCCCUCGUCGUCAAGGAAAGCAAAGCCACCAGCUGGAUUAUCCCGCAAUGGGGCGGCGUCUUCAUCCUCAACCCUCCCCUCCCUACAACUGAGGACUCAGACAAGUCCAACCUACUCCAUCUUCCCCGCGACGCCCUCCGCGCCCCCUUCCUCACCUUCUCCCACCAACUGCUUAGUCUCCUCGGCACCCCCUCAACACCGUCUUCUCUCCCAUUCCGCCUGCAAACCCUCAUCCGCAUUCGCGCCGCUACCCUCCUCCUCUCCGCUUCCUCGACAACGGGCUCCCUUGCCCGUCUGACAGAGUCCCUUCCAUCGAUCCCUAUCCCAGCGACAGUUGCGUCAUCCGUCGCAACGACACUCUCUCACCUCUCAUUUGCGUGCGAAAACCUACGGAACGGACAGUUCCAGGCUGCGCUAGCGAGUGCCCGUGUCGCAGAGACGGAGGCCGAGCGGAGCUUUUUUGAGAAGAGUAUGGUGGGCCAGAUGUACUUCCCUGAUGAGCAUAAGGUCGCUGUCUAUUUGCCGUUGUUGGGGCCCAUUGGGGUUCCGUUGAUACUGGGCUUGUUGAAGGAGGUUAAGAGAGUUGUUGCCGGGUGGAAAGCUAGGAGGCAGGGAUCUGCUUCAUGA
Aspergillus mulundensis is the source of this 1695-nucleotide messenger RNA. It is a transcript of the gene PIG-S, whose product is annotated as GPI-anchor transamidase GPI17. The transcript is spliced from 2 exons. Gene Ontology annotation, biological process: attachment of GPI anchor to protein. Bases 1 to 1695 code for a protein of 564 amino acids. The record is from RefSeq and is a predicted model, not a curated record. Lineage: Eukaryota; Fungi; Ascomycota; Eurotiomycetes; Eurotiales; Aspergillaceae. Gene Ontology annotation, cellular component: GPI-anchor transamidase complex.